Molecule: messenger RNA, 408 nt
Organism: Brugia malayi
Lineage: Eukaryota; Metazoa; Nematoda; Chromadorea; Rhabditida; Onchocercidae
Product: CG8090-PA, putative
Exons: 5
Coding region: 1-408 (135 amino acids)
Source: RefSeq, a predicted model, not a curated record
AUGGAUGUGACAGAUCCAUAUUUUUCUGUACGAGAAGUUUUAGACAAAUUUCCCACCGACGACAGUGUCAAGGAAUCAAUGGAGCAACGUGAUAUCGAUUACCAUCAAAUUCAUGUCAAUAUAUUGCAUACUGUUGGAGAACUGAAUUGUUUAAAGCCAUCUUAUAAUGGACAAGUGAAUACGAACCUCGCCGAGAAAGAAACUUUAUUAACUACACUAUAUUCAAUCGAAAGAGAUACAAAAAAAAAAAGAUUGUAUUUGAAGGAGAAAGAGAUUGAGUUAGAGGAUUUGCAGCAUCUCACCGAAACGGAACGAAAAAUACUGGAUGAGCACAAAAAGCAAUUCGAAUUGCUAAAAAGCAUUAAGGCAAAAAAGGACUCGAUUGGAGAUACUGCGGAUGACCAUUGA